AUUAUUCCAAAUGACCAAACGACUUCGAUCUUCUGAUGAAUCAGACGUCGCAAAUGUACUAAGGCAACGACAUAAACAUGAUCCUAUUCAAAAAGAAAAACAAGGACAACACACGUUUGCACUCAUGAUGCGCGCAGGACAGAAACAAACAACAUCUUUACCAUCACCUAGUCUAUUUGAAGUACAAUCACCAAUACCACAACAAUUAUCAUCACCGUGUUUUCGAUGUCCAACAGCUUUACCGUCUUGUUGUACCUGUACCUUUUGUGAACAAGCCAUCUGCCAACAUUGUAUUCAACCUUGUCAACGUUGUAACUCUAUGUUUUGUACUGCUUGUAGUGUUAUUGAUUACUCGGCCGCUAUGGAGCAAGCCUAUUGUCUAUCUUGUUUCACAUCUUGACUCUUUAUACUAUAUUCACACCAAAACUACAUCACCCCUAUACCAAUUUUUUUUUUGUUAUCAUUAUUAUUAUUAUUGGUAUGGGUAUUGUAUACAUGUUUCAUUCAUGUAAAGAACGACACUAUUGCAGUACAAACAAUACACAUUAUUCAACAACAUACAGCAUCAUACACAACAACGCAUUCAAUAAACAUAAUUCAUAGUCAAAUAGAAUAGUCAAAAUGGAUAGUUUUAUUUAUAUUUCAAUUAGAAACGCUUCAUUUGAUUGUUCUUUUCGUACGCGCGAUACCCCACAAACAACACACCCACAAGUCCAGCUGCAAGAAGAAUCUUCAACAAGAAGGUGAAGAAUCCACCGGAUGUCUUUUUUGGUUUUGCUGGUGCCUUGGUCUAUCAUAUAGAUACAUAUGUAUUAUUUAGUAUUUCUUCUUUUUUUUUAUAUCAAAAAUAAACCAUGUCAUAUAUCUCUUCCUCUUUUUUUUUUUUUUU
This is a messenger RNA of Halteromyces radiatus, 889 nucleotides long. RefSeq lists its product as uncharacterized. The record is from RefSeq and is a predicted model, not a curated record. The transcript has 3 exons. The coding region runs from base 11 to 400 and encodes 129 amino acids. Lineage: Eukaryota; Fungi; Mucoromycota; Mucoromycetes; Mucorales; Cunninghamellaceae.